AUGAGUCUCAGAAAUCCACCUUUUUCUGAUAGGCUCCGGGCUCUCAUGGCUAAGCGUCACCUACUCCCACCAACCGAUGCAGAGCUUUGUCUGGCUGUUCAUAUCGGCCAAUUAGCAGUGUCCGGUGCCAGUGGUAAUGGUGUUGGUGACUGGGGCCCCCACCUUAUUGUCUGCCCGGGAGUCCUCUUGUCUGCCUGGCGUGCCCGUCUCGCUGCUGUGUGCCCAGGCCUCCGCGUCCACUGCGUGCUGGCCCACUCGCGUGGAGGCACUGGGCGACGUUUAAAGUUGAGUAUUGCUCGCCGAAAUGUCCACAUUUGUCUGACAAGCUAUGCGGCGCUGAAGUUACGACCGUCUAGGUUUGAGGGUGUGCAAUGGCAUUUAGUCAUCCUGGAUCAGGUAAGCUUCCAUUACUCAGCACUUAAUAAUUUCUAUUUAAUCUACAGACUUUUCAUUAACGCCUGGUCUGAUGUUAUUUUGCAUUUUGGCCUCAACUCAAAUAGUGUUCCCGACCGUGGCUCUGCUAUCUUAUCACUGAGAGUCAAAUUAGUUGGUCUAUCCUCCCGCUCUUCCGUUGUCCUUCUUUGGAUUUCGGUGCCAUUAGUUCAUCCGUCAGCCAGCUAUUUUGCAUCAGAGGUCGCCUUUAUUGACUUUAUUUAA
Molecule: messenger RNA, 657 nt
Organism: Hydatigera taeniaeformis
Lineage: Eukaryota; Metazoa; Platyhelminthes; Cestoda; Cyclophyllidea; Taeniidae
Source: the annotation of a GenBank genome assembly